GCCCGCUCAGCCCCCCUGGUGCUGACAUUACAGGCGUGGCCGCCGCACCGGACCCAGUAGGGACAUUUCUGAGCCCCACUGUGUGCCUGGCUCUGGGCUUGGGCGGGGGCUGCAAAGCCAAUGAGGCCUAAGAAUGGGUUCUGGCCACACAGGGCAAGUGAACACCACUGCAGCCCGUCAGCAAACCCUGGUGUGAAAUGGCACCAUCGUGAUGCAAGUCCAAGAGUUUUCCCAGUCACAUUCCCCUGGAUCCCGAGGCCUCUGGAUGAAGAAACCUCACAGGGCCGAGAGAAAGUGCCAGGGCCAAGAUGCAAACUCUGCAGGACCAAUGGCCAGAGGGGCGACCCCAGCGGGGAACCCAACAGACAGGGGGGCCCAGGUCCUGCUUCCCACCCGCACAAGCCAUGAGUCUGAGCCUGUCGGUGGGUGGCAAAAUAAAGUCCCCCAAAGAUGCUCCCAUCCUUAACCCCGGACCUUUGUCUGCAUUACGUCAUCCAGCAAAAGGGACUUUGCAGAUGUGAUGGAAGGCAAAGCCUGGAGAUGGAGAGGCGAUGCUCCCGGGUGCUCCCAGGUGCUCCGGGCAGGCCCUCCGUGCAAUCGCAGGGCCUUUGCAGGAGGAAGGCAGGAGGGAGACAUGCUGACACAACAGAAGUAGAAGUUGGGGCCACAAGCCAAGGGAUGUGUGCAGCCUCUUGAAGGCGAGGAGUGGCUUCUCCCCAGAGGCCCUGAAAGGAGCGGAGUCCCGCCCACACCGUCACUUUAGCUCUGUGGGGCCCACUGGAACUCCAGAGCGGCAGGAUCAUUCCAUUGAUGUUGUUGUCCUAAGCCACGGAGUGUGGGGCAGCUGGUCAUAGCACGGCGGGACAUGGAGGCAGCUUCCCUCCUUGCUGAGCUGUGAGGAGCCUGGAAGAAGAUGACGCUCCUCCUGCCCGGGCGGAUGGGCCUGCUGCUGGGACCCCUCCCUGCCAGAUGGGAGCUUAUCCCACAGACCUGACCCUGCAGCUGCUGGCUGUGCAGAGGAAGAGUGGGCUGCAGGACCCCCGCCUGCAGCAGGCUCUGCGGGGCCAGCUCCGCCUUCUGGAGAAUGACAGCCGGGAGAUGGCCCACGUGCUCGGGGAGUUAUCAGCCAGGCUGCUGUCCAUCCACAGUGACCAGGACCGGAUCGUGGUGACGUUUAAGACUUUUGAAGAAAUCUGGAAGUUUUCUACCUACCAUGCUCUUGGCUUCACUCAUCACUGCCUGGCAAACCUGCUUGUGGACCAGGCCUUCUGGCUGCUCUCGCCCAGCGAGGAGGAGGAGACGGUCAUCCAAGUCCACGUGGAUGAGAAUGCCUUGAGGCUGACCCAUGAGAGCCUCCUCAUCCAGGAAGGGCCCUUCUUCGUUCUGUGUCCUGACCACCAUGUGAGAGUGAUGACGGGUCCCUGGGAUUCAGGACUUGGCCCCCAGGCCCUCAGGCAGGCUUCAGGGGCUCCCCAGGGAGAGGCAGCCCCCGAAACAGACGCUUCACCGCCGAGCCCCAGCGCAUCCUCCAAGGAGGUGGCAGUGGCAGCCGCCCCGGAACCUUUGAUUCCGUUUCAUCAGUGGGCUCUGAGGGUCCCCCAGGACCCCAUCGACGACUUCAUGGGUGGCCCUGCGACGCCUGACAACCCAUGGAUGGCUACGGGGCUGGCCUCGGCAUUGGCAGAUUUCCAGGGCUCGGGGCCUGAAGAGAUGACCUUCCAAAGAGGCGACCUCAUCGAGAUCCUCGGGGCACAGGUGCCCAGCCUGCCCUGGUGCGUGGGCCGACACGCAGCCUCGGGCCAGGUGGGGUUUGUGCCCAGCAGCCUCGUCAGCCUGCAGGGCCCAGUGUCCGAGUUGGAAAGUGCGAUUUUCCUCAGUGAGGAAGAAAAGUCAUUCUUCAGCAAGGGCCGCUUUUCUGAGGAGGAUGCCAGGCAGUUGCUGGGGCAGAUGUCGGGCACUGAUGUGUACACGGUGUACAGCCUGGGUGCGUGUGGGCAAUGCCCAUGGCAGGGCUCCUGCCCUCCCCUUCCCCUCCACAGCGCCCGCUUCCUUCGUCCAUCUGCAGAUAACUCAGUGGAGGAUGCUGAGACUGAGCAGCCCCAGGAACAAGAAAUACCUCUACCUUGCCUGAGCCUGGAGCCUCAGGAGACCCUGCAGAAGGUGAAGAAUGUUCUGGAACAAUGUAAGACCUGCCCUGGCUGCCCCCAGGAGCCCGCGUCCUGGGGUCUCCGUGCGGCAUCCAGCGAUGAGAGCUUGCAGGACCCAGAGAAGCCCUCCUUCUGCUUGGGAGCUGAGGACGACUGGACAAACCCGGAGACCCUGAGCUCACUGCUACUAUUCCUGAACGCUCCUGAGUACGAGGCUGGCUUCCAUGGCCUGUAUGACGUGGCACUGCCGUGGCUGAGCACUCUGUUCUGCAGCUUCAGCGAUGAGGAGGAGGUGACUGGGCGCCUGGCACAGGCCCGGGGCACGGCCAAGAAAGCCGGCCUCCUCAUGGCCCUGGCCAGACUGUGCUUCCUCCUGGGACGGUUGUGCAGCAGGAGACUCAAGCUGUCCCAGGCCCGGGUGUACUUUGAGGAAGCGCUGGGGGCCCUGGAGGGCCGCUUUGGAGACCUGUUCCUGGUGGUGGCCGUGUAUGCCAACCUGGCCAGCAUUUACCGGAAGCAGAAGAACCGGGAGAAGUGUGCACAGGUGGUGCCCAAAGCCAUGGCGCUGCUCCUGGGCACGCCCGGCCACAUCUGCAGCACUGAGGCAGAGGGGGAACUCCUGCAGCUGGCGCUGCGGUGGGCGGUGGGCGGCCAGAGCCUGCAGGCCGAGGCCCGCGCCUGCUUCCUGCUGGCCAGGCACCACGUGCACCUCAAGCAGCCCGAGGAGGCGCUGCCCUUCCUAGAGAGGCUGCUGCUUUUGCACAGGGACUCGGGAGCCCCGGCGGCUUCGUGGCCUACGGACUGCUCCCUGCUCCUGGCUGACAUCUACAGCCGCAAGUGCCUGCCCCACCUGGUGCUGGGCUGUGUCAAGGUGGCCUCAUUGCGGACACGGGGCUCACUGGCCAGCUCACUGAGGAGCGUGGACUUGGUGCUCCGGAACACCCCCCAGCCCCACGGCCUCCCUGCCCAGGCUUCCCACUACCUCAGGCAAGCACUGGCCUCCCUGGCCCCAGACACAGGCCAGCCACUGCGUGGCCCCCUCUACGCCAGCCUGGCCCAGCUAUACAGCCACCACGGGUGCCACGGCCCGGCCAUCACCUUCAUGACACAGGCAGUGGAAGCCAGUGUGGCUGCCGGAGUCCAUGCCAUCGUGGACCAUCUAGUGGCUCUGGCCUGGCUGCACAUGCUGCACGGGCAGAGCCCGGUGGCCCUGGACAUCCUGCAGUCUGUCCAGGAUGCGGGGGUGGCCAGCGAGGACCAGGAGGGUGUGAUUGCCAACAUGGUGGCUGUGGCCCUGAAGAGGACCGGCCGGACGAGGCAGGCAGCUGAGGGCUACUACCACGCCCUGCAGGUGGCUCAGGGCCUGGGCCAGCAGAGGAACCAGGCAGUGGUGCUAGCCAACUUCGGGGCUCUGUGCCUGCACGUGGGUGCCAGCAGGCUGGCACAGCACUACCUCCUGGAGGCUGUGCGGCUGUUCUCGAGGCUGCCCCGAGGGGAGUGUGGCCGGGACUUCACCCACGUGCUCCUGCAGCUGGGCCACCUGUGCACCCGCCAGGGCCCCGCCCAGCAGGGCAAAGGCUACUACGAGUGGGCUUUUCUGGUCGCCGUGGAGACGGGCCACGUGGAAAGCCAGCUGAGGGCCGUCCAGCGGCUGUGCCACUUCUACAGCGCCGUCAUGCCCAGCGAGGCCCAGUGCGUCAUCUACCAUGAGCUCCAGCUCUCCCUGGCCUGCAGGGUGGCCGACAAGGUGCUGGAGGGGCAGCUCCUGGAGACCAUCAGCCAGCUCUACCUGUCCCUGGGCACUGAGCGGGCCUAUAAAUCCGCUCUGGACUAUACCAAACGGAGUCUGGGGAUUUUCAUCGACCUCCAGAAGAAAGAGAAGGAGGCGCAUGCCUGGCUGCAAGCAGGAAAGAUCUAUUACAUCCUGCGGCAGAGUGAGCUGGUGGACCUGUACAUCCAGGUGGCACAGAAUGUGGCCCUGUACACAGGCGACCCCAGCCUGGGGCUGGAGCUGUUCGAGGCGGCUGGAGACAUCUUCUUCAAUGGGGCCUGGGAGCGGGAGAAAGCCGUGUCCUUCUACCGGGACCGGGCCCUGCCCCUGGCAGUGACGACGGGCAACCGCAAGGCGGAGCUGCGGCUGUGCAACAAGCUGGUGGCGCUGCUGGCCACGCUGGAGGAGCCCCGGGAGGGCCUGGAGUUCGCCCACAUGGCCCUAGCACUCAGCAUCACCCUGGGGGACCGGCUGAACGAGCGGGUGGCCUAUCACCGGCUGGCCGCCCUACACCACCGGCUGGGCCACGGCGAGCUGGCGGAGCACUUCUACCUCAAGGCGCUGUCGCUCUGCAACUCACCACUGGAGUUCGACGAGGAGACCCUCUACUACGUGAAGGUGUACCUGGUGCUCGGUGACAUCAUCUUCUACGACCUGAAGGACCCUUUUGAUGCGGCUGGGUAUUACCAGUUGGCACUGGCGGCCGCCGUGGACCUGGGCAACAAGAAGGCACAGCUGAAGAUCUACACGCGGCUGGCCACCAUCUACCACAACUUCCUCCUGGACCGCGAGAAGUCGCUCUUCUUCUACCAGAAGGCCAGGACCUUCGCCACUGAGCUCAACAUCCGCAGGGUCAAUCUGCCUCCCCUGCCGCUCUGCGGGUGGGCCCCCUGGCUGGCGCCCAGCCACCCUCACUGAGGACAGCGUCCGAGGAAGUGGGUUUUGUGCUGCUGGGGUGGGAGUGUGGUCUCCUGCCUCUCCUGGUAUCUCCAGUGGCUCAUUUUCUGGGAAAUGGGGACAUGAAAGCAGGGGUCAAAUGACAAUAAAUGAGUUUUUUUUUUUUUGCAAUAA
Molecule: messenger RNA, 4989 nt
Organism: Sapajus apella (tufted capuchin)
Lineage: Eukaryota; Metazoa; Chordata; Mammalia; Primates; Cebidae
Gene: SH3TC1
Product: SH3 domain and tetratricopeptide repeats 1
Exons: 17
Coding region: 970-4836 (1288 amino acids)
Molecular function (GO): protein binding
Source: RefSeq, a predicted model, not a curated record